Molecule: messenger RNA, 351 nt
Organism: Bombus pyrosoma
Lineage: Eukaryota; Metazoa; Arthropoda; Insecta; Hymenoptera; Apidae
Exons: 2
Coding region: 1-351 (116 amino acids)
Source: RefSeq, a predicted model, not a curated record
AUGAAAUUCAAUAAAUAUCAGUGUCCACUUUCGUGCACAGGUUGUGGAAAAGUUAAUGUAUUUAAUGUAUUGGAAAGUGUAAAACCUCCUUAUUUUCAUCAAAUCUCAUUAUGUUUCUUCAAAUGCUUCUGCAAAACAAUUUGCAGUACAGAGAAAAUACUUGAUAUGCGUGGACCUCUUGUAUAUGAGAAACUUGGGAGAAAUCUUCAAGACAUAGACAUCCCGAUUUUAUUAAUUUUUUUGAAGGAAAAUCAAGAUAUCACUCAUCUUAAUUUGGCCAGCAAUAAUAUCUCAGAUACUGGUUUCAUAAAUUUGCUUGAUCAUCUUCUUGUAAGGUUAAAUAUCUUUUAA